Molecule: messenger RNA, 495 nt
Organism: Scutellospora calospora
Lineage: Eukaryota; Fungi; Glomeromycota; Glomeromycetes; Diversisporales; Gigasporaceae
Source: the annotation of a GenBank genome assembly
CAAGCGUCAACUAUACCUACACUCACACCUACUAAACUAGCAAACAGGGUUCAAAUAGAGGAAAAAGAUCAAUAUACUUAUCUUGUUACUUCUUUAGAAGGAGAAUAUGAAUCUGUUGGUUCUCCAGAAAGAGAAUAUGAGCCUAAUUAUAUUAUAGAUUCUUCAGAAGAAUAUGAACCUACUUGUGUUGCUGGUUCUCAGGAAGAAUAUGUAUCUACUUGUGUUGCUAGUUCUCCAGAAGGAGAAAUUGUAUCUACUUGUGUUCCUAGUUCUCUAGGAGAAAAUAGGUCUAUUUAUAUUACUUCUUCUUUGGAGGAACUAUACAGAUCUACUUAUUCUACUACUUUACCUAUUGGUAUAACUAAAACAGGAUUAUAUGUAGCUAAUAUAAUGUGUUCUAACUUUUUAAUAGAGGGUUAUAUUAAUGAAACAUUCCUUAUGCGAGAAGAUGAACAUGCAAUCCUAUAUUCUAGAAAAAGAUUUGUAUCAUGGGAU